GACGGCAAAAUAUUAUGUAAACAAUGUAAUAGAAACAUAACGCAGAUGUAAAUUUUAUUAUUAUAAGUUUUUAUAAUACGUAUUAUAUGGGCUAUUUUAUUCACAUUCAAACAUAAACCUUCAGAGACAUGUAAAAUUAUAUCUACUGAUUCCAAGAUCUAGAAGUAUCAUACAUUUUCAUAAUGCCACCGAAGGGUAAAGCUAAGGGUAAGGGUAAAGAGCCAUCGGCUGGCGCUGCCGCUGCAAAAGCUAUGAUGGCGGCUGGUCCUCCACCAAAGCCUAAGAAACCCCCUCCACCACCAGCGUGUUUCGGUCCGGAUGAUUUGGCAAAGUUCAAAGAGCUUUUUAAGGCUUUUGAUGAAGAAAACAUAGAUAAGGUGAAACUGGAAGCAAUUCCAGUGAUGUUACGAAAGUUAGGCUUCAAUCCAAAAGGUGCGGAAAUAAAGGAACUUUUCAAACUAUUCCUUGAGGAUGAAUACGUAGAUACUGUAGAAUACCACGAAUGGUUGUUCAUGAUUGAAGCCAAGAUGAAUUGGGGCGAUGAUUUUGAGUUGGCCGUGACGAAAGCAUUCGCUGACGUAGGCCAUGAUGAUGAAAAUACGGGAAAAGUGGAUUUUGAACUUCUACGAGAAGAACUUAUGAAAUGGGGCGAACCUUUAUCAGAGAUUGAGUUUGUGGAUUGGAUGAAAUUAGCUAUCAAAGAUAAGACAUACAACCCUGAGGAUGGUACAUUUAACUAUGUCAAGUUUAUCGAGAACAUGAACGCGAAAGAUGAGAGGUAUAUUAAGGAGCCGAUUAAUUUCUUCAAAUUGGAUCAAAAGACUUUAGCUGCGAUGGCGAUAAAGAAGGCUCAAGAAGAAAAAGAGGAACAGGAGAGGAAAGAGGCCGAGAGGCGAGCUAGGGAGGAAGCGAAACGGCAAAGGAUGAUCGCUGAAGGUUUAAUACCACCAGACUAACGAGUAACAGCCUAUAAUCUUCUUGAACCGCCAGAUAAAAGAAGCCAAUUGUACAAACAGCGCUAUAGUAUGUAUCAUGGCGCUUCGGUUUCUGUUAACACGUUUGUUUCAGAUUUCUAUUUAGUUUUGUGCCUACCUCCCAAAUUAAAAGGUUAGUUAUUUAUCUUACGGGUCUACUUAAAUAUUAUUCAUUAAUAAUGUGCUUAAAAAGACGCAAAAAAGUAUUGCAAUGUUUAAAUUUUGUUGUUGAUUUAGCGUAUUGUGAAAUCUUUAUUACUCACUUAAAUAUUUCAGUUUUAUGCAAUAAAUAUUACAAAUUUUUA
Maniola jurtina (meadow brown) is the source of this 1279-nucleotide messenger RNA. RefSeq names its product myosin light chain 3, skeletal muscle isoform-like. Gene Ontology annotation, cellular component: myosin II complex. Bases 183 to 956 code for a protein of 257 amino acids. The transcript has 2 exons. The record is from RefSeq and is a predicted model, not a curated record. NCBI's taxonomy places the organism in Eukaryota, Metazoa, Arthropoda, Insecta, Lepidoptera, Nymphalidae.